Molecule: messenger RNA, 4664 nt
Organism: Glossina fuscipes
Lineage: Eukaryota; Metazoa; Arthropoda; Insecta; Diptera; Glossinidae
Gene: Ndae1
Product: electroneutral sodium bicarbonate exchanger 1
Exons: 14
Coding region: 967-4617 (1216 amino acids)
Biological process (GO): monoatomic anion transport; regulation of intracellular pH; transmembrane transport
Cellular component (GO): plasma membrane
Molecular function (GO): solute:inorganic anion antiporter activity; sodium:bicarbonate symporter activity; monoatomic anion transmembrane transporter activity
Source: RefSeq, a predicted model, not a curated record
UCAUGUUAUAAUUGAUUUUUAAUAAAGUGCAUUUAAAUGUGUUUGAAAUUGAAAUUCUUAUAUGAAAAUCAAUUCGAUGAUAUAUGCCGCAUAAGAAACCCAACAAUUACAACAAUCGUUACAAUUAAGCCAAAAGAGAUAAUUGUUAAAAUUAAUCGAUAUUUAAAAAUAUCGCAGUGAAAAAUUCGCGAAAAAAGGGCUAAAGAAAAUUUGGCUAAAAAAAAAAAAAAUAAAUAAAUAAAUAAGUAAAACAUUACGUUUAUAAGUGAAUGUGUGUAAAUAACUUCGCAUAGAGGAAACUAGUGUUAAUAACAAUUAUAUUCAAAUAAACAUCACACUGCCACUUUAGUCCACACAAGAGUAAAAACCAUACACUUUUGACAACUCUAUAAAUAUAUAUCCAUAUAUACAUAUAUAUAUAUAUAUAUAUAUAUUCUUUUUUGUAGAAGAAGAAAUUCAAGUGCUGUUAUGUUUAGUUUGACAAAACAAUUUCUCAACUAAGUGUCCCCAAUUUUUCUAUUGUUGUUGUCGUUGUUGUUGUGUUGUUGUGUUGUUUCUGUCCUGGCCUUAUAUCACGCAACCCUAGGUCUUUAAACUAUGUCGAGUUGAGCAGUAACAAUCUCAACAUCAUCUGUAAUACAUAUACCAUCGUCGUCUUCGUUACUCUACAAUAAGAAUAAAAAAAAAAAAAAAAAAAACGGAAAAAUCUUAAACAACACGCGCGAGUGCCAACAAUACUAACUUUAAUCUUCUGGCUUAAUGUGUUUGACUUGACAACGGAGAGCUGCAGGCCAAAAUUUGUCAACAAUCAUCUUCCUCUUCUACGGCCUCGUGCGGUACGUGCUCUCACUGCAAGAACAACAAUUUACCUACGUACCUAUAUAUACGUGCAUAUAUUUGUUUUGCUUUCCUCGCUCUCUGUUUAAUCAUCACUUAUAAAAGUUUUUAAAUACUAGACCUUGGACCAUGCAUAGUAUUGGUAAUGAUGAUGAGGCACCGAAAGACCCUCGAAUCGGUGAACAAGAUUUUACUCAACAAUUUACAGAAAAUGAUUUUGAAGGACAUCGUGCACAUACUGUUUAUGUAGGUGUACACGUGCCUGGCGGCCGUCGUCAUUCACAAAGACGUCAGCGUAAACACCAUCACGGUAAAGGUGAAGGCGGUGGCGACGAUAAACAAACCGAAAUAGAACGUCCAGUUACGCCACCUGCUCAGCGUGUACAAUUUAUCUUGGGUGAAGAAGGCGAUGAUGGGACCACCUCGCAUCCUCUCUUUUCUGAAUAUUUAACUUUGGUUAAAGAAGGCGAUGAAAUUGAGUGGAAAGAAACCGCCAGAUGGAUUAAAUUUGAAGAGGACGUCGAAGAGGGUGGUAAUCGUUGGUCUAAACCACAUGUGGCUACUUUAUCACUGCAUUCGUUAUUCGAGCUGCGCAGUUUAUUAUUAAAUGGCACAGUUAUAUUGGAUAUGGAGGCUAACAAUUUAGAAUUAAUAGCUGAUUUAGUAUGUGAGAAUAUGUUAAACGCUGGCGUAUUGCCAUCGCAGUCACGCGACAAAGUCAAGGAUGCUCUAUUAAGACGUCAUCGUCAUCAGCACGAAUACAACAGACGACACAAAUUGCCAAUAAUACGCUCGCUAACCGAUAUAGGACGAAAUCAUUCUUCAUCGAAAACCGAUUUCGGUCAUAUUGCUACCACCAUUCAUCUGGGUGCAAUUGGUGUAACCACUUGGUUUCAUGCAGGCGCUUCACCGACUUCUCACACCAGUCAUGCUAGUUGUAGUUCUCCCGGCGCUUCAGCAGCAAAACUUAAAGUGGAUGAACAAAGUAAUGCAACAUCACCGGGCUUAACGACAACAAACUCACCGUUAUCCUUGACUGCCAACACCAAUGGAAAUAAAUCUGAUGCCGAUGGCAGCCAUGAUGGACGCUUUUUAACUGUGCCAGGCACCAAAAUUACCAAAACAAUUGCUGUACCAGAUGAGGAUUUGACUAAAAGCCCCAGCAAUCUAUCAAUGCAUGGCGGCAACAGUAGCGGUAACGACAUCAGCGAUCAUCGCGGAAAUAUGCAUUUCAUGCGCAAAAUACCACCCGGUGCCGAAGCCAGUAACAUAUUAGUAGGUGAAGUGGAUUUUUUGGAGAAACCAUUAGCCGCUUUUAUACGCCUAAAAGAGGCAUCCCUAAUGGGUGACCUUACAGAGGUGCCAGUACCUACCAGAUUUAUUUUUAUUUUAUUGGGUCCACCCGGUAGUCAAAGUAAUUUCCAUGAAAUUGGUCGCGCCAUGGCGACACUAAUGUCCGAUGAAAUCUUCCAUGAAGUAGCCUAUCGUGCCCGUAAACGGGGUCAUCUGUUAGCCGGCAUUGAUGAAUUUUUGGAUGCCGUUACAGUAUUACCUCCUGGCGAAUGGGAUCCCACCAUACGUAUUGAACCACCGGCUGCCGUACCCUCACAAGAAAUACGAAAACGUCCGCCAGAAGCACAUAAAGAAGAAAUUGAUGAAGAAGAGGAAGAGCAACGUUUACGUGAAGAAGCUGGUUUGUCUAGAUCAGGUCGGCCUUUCGGCGGCCUUUAUAAUGAUUUUAAGCGUAAAAUACCGUGGUACUGGUCCGACUUCCGUGAUGCUCUCUCCAUGCAAUGUGUGGCCUCUUGGAUUUUUCUGUAUUUUGCUUGCCUAUCUCCCAUUAUCACUUUCGGUGGACUUUUAUCGCAAGCUACCGGUCGUAAUAUGGCUGCUAUGGAGUCAUUAGUUUCCGGCUUCGUUUGCGGCCUAGUUUAUGGGUUAUUUUCGGGUCAACCUUUAACCAUCUUAGGUUCAACCGGACCGGUAUUGGUAUUUGAAACGAUUGUAUACGAUUUCUGUCAGAAACAAGGCUGGGAUUAUAUGACAUUCCGCUUCUGGAUUGGCACUUGGAUAGCUGUGAUAUUACUGAUCUUAUGCGCCGUAGAUGCUAGUGCUCUGGUCUGCUACAUAACACGUUUCACUGAAGAGAACUUCGCCACAUUAAUCGCAUUCAUUUUCAUUUAUAAGGCUAUUGAAAACGUUUUAAAAAUUGGUCACAAAUAUCCAGUGAAUCAUCCGGUGUAUGAUUGCGUUUGCACACCACCCUCAGGCAAUAAUGCCACCAUUUUGGAUUACGUUAGAUACGAAAAAGGAGAUUGCUUGACUAAUAAUGGCACAUUAAUUGGCUUGGAUUGUGAUAAGCCGGACACGUCAAAUGUUUUCCUAAUGUCUGUCCUACUAUUCCUGGGCACUUUUAUCAUUUCUACAAUAUUGAAAGAUUUCAAAAAUGCCUUAUUCUUUCCCACCGUUGUACGGCAAUACAUAAGUGAUUUUUCAGUUAUUAUAGCCAUAGUUAGCAUGUCAAUGCUUGAUUAUAUGAUGCAAGUGGAUACGCCUAAAUUAGAAGUACCUCAUGAUAUAAAGCCAACUUCGCCAGAGCGGAAUUGGUUUAUACCGCCUUUUACUGAAAACAAUCCUUUCUGGAGCUGUAUAGCAGCCGUAGUACCGGCCAUGCUUGGCACGAUUCUAAUAUUCAUGGAUCAGCAGAUUACGGCAGUAAUUGUGAAUCGAAAAGAGAAUAAAUUGAAGAAGGGUUGUGGCUAUCAUUUAGAUUUAUUUAUCUUGUCGGCCUUAAUACAGAUUUGUAGCAUCUUAGGAUUGCCGUGGUUUGUUGCGGCCACCGUUCUAAGUAUUAACCAUGUCAAUUCUUUGAAAUUGGAAUCCGAAUGUUCGGCACCUGGCGAGAAGCCACGAUUUUUAGGUGUACGUGAGCAACGUGUUACUCAUGUACUGAUUUUCCUAACGAUCGGCAUAUCGGUAUUUCUGACACCGGUUUUAUCUCAUAUCCCGAUGCCGGUAUUGUUCGGUGUCUUCUUAUACAUGGGCGUAGCGUCUCUUAAAGGUCUUCAAUUCUUCGAUCGCAUAUUGAUUAUGUUUAUGCCGGCUAAAUAUCAACCAGAUUACAUGUUCCUUCGUCAAGUACCCAUUAAACGAGUACAUCUCUUUACCCUUAUACAGUUGGCAUGUUUGGCCGUGUUAUGGUUAAUUAAAUCGUUUUCGUCGACUUCCAUUCUAUUCCCUUUGAUGUUGGUUGUAAUGAUUGGUAUACGUAAAGCUUUAGAUUUAGUCUUCACGCGACGCGAAUUGAAAAUCUUAGAUGAUAUUAUGCCUGAAAUAACGAAACGAGCUGCAGCCGAUGACUUGCAUCAAUUGGAUGCUGAGGAUUCGCAUAUGGAUAAUGAUAAAAAGUAUAAUUCCAUCAAUGAAACGGGCCCGACCACUAUACAUAUACCGUUGGCCAAUGGAGCCACCGCGAUGAAUGCACCAUCAAAUGUGCCAAUUAAUAUAACCCAAGAAGUUCAACGUACCACCAUAUGGCAACAAAUCCAUAACGAUGGCCUAACUGCCGAACAACUUAUUAUACCAGUUAACGCUAAAGUUCGUCAAAUUAAUGGCGGUAAUAAUCAAAGUAAUCUUUUAUCAGCAGUCAAUCAGGAUCAAUUAACCACAACAUCGCACAGCAAUAAUGAAGAUAGCUAUGUGAAAAUGGACGUCCCCAAUGAAACGGCUAAAACGGACAAUAAGUUGGAUACCACGCCAGAUGAUGUAACUCAUGUCUAAAGUCGAAUGUCAAUCUCAUGUCGAAUUAUAAGAAAACUGAUGUCAAA